CAGAGGCAGAAAAGAGGAAUGUUAUUAGUGGUGUUAUUAAUAGUAAAUACUGUGAUGAAAGGUUAAUUAUUGUUGAAAUAAGAAAAGGGACUAAAUUAGGGAAAGUAAUAAUAGGAAAGGGGAGACUAGGUGUGAAGAAAAAGCAAGUAAAGAUAAACAGGAGGCGAGGAAGGGAAGCAAAGAAAAGAGAGAAAGAAAUAAGGUGUUUAUUUGUUGGACUCAUUCGCUUCAAACGCAUCUAUCGCUUCCCCACCUCUUUCUACUACCACUGCUCUGCUUCUUCUGCUCUUGCCUUUGCUCGCCCUUUUCUCAAGACACACCAUUUCUUUCAUUCUCUUUUGAUUCCUUCUCAUCUCCUUUUUUUUUUUUUUUUUUUUUUUAUUUAUAUUUUGGUCCAUCCUCUUAUUGAACACUCCGCCUUAUAGGCCUUCCCGUCUUUAUUUCUCUCAUUUUUCUUCUGUGUUUCUCUCUCUCUUACCUCUGCAUUUCCCUUUACCUUCACAUUCUCUCAUACCAUCAUGGCUGUUCAAGCUCAAUACCCCUCCAAUGUACUCUUUCUAAACUGCAGCAAAAGCGGAAAAGAACCACCACUUGACUAUUCUUUGCCAGGGGAAUUCCUUGAUCAUAAUCAAUCUUCUAUGUUAUUCAACAACGGAGGUAGUAAUUCUCGAAAGAGAGGAAGAGAAACAGCAGCAGCUAAGGCCAUUGCGCCAAACCUUGUCAAUUCCUUCUCUUUACAAUCACAAUCACAAUCUCCACACUUUGUAGACCUCACUCAACUUCAUAAUCAAAAUGUAGUCUCCACAGGGUUGGGCUUAUCCUUUGGUGAUCAACAAUUAAAUCAGCAGCAACAGCAAAAUCACGGCUGUCGCUCCUCUUCUUUCCUUUCUCUAUUACCCGAUGGCUUGACCUUGCAAAUCAAACAACAGCACGAUGAAAUUGACCGAUUCCUUCAAGUCCAGGGCGAGCAAUUGCGGCGGGCAUUGACGGAGAAGAGAAAGAGACAUUAUCGGGCACUGUUAAGGGCAGCGGAGGAAUCGGUGUUGCGGCAGCUGAGGGAGAAGGAGACAGAGGUGGAGAAAGCCACCAGGCGCAACGCAGAGCUGGAGGCACGUGCCGCGCAGCUUGGCGUGGAGACGCAGCUUUGGCAGGCCAAAGCAAAGGCGCAGGAAGCAACUGCGGCAUCAUUGCAGGCACAGCUGCAGCAGGCCAUGAUGAGCUGUGAGGACCGCGGGGGAGGGCUGUCAUGCGCCGGGGGCGAGGCAGAGGAUGCCGAGUCAGCAUGUGUUGACCCGGAGCGAGCUGGUCCAAAAUGCAGAGGGUGUGCAAAACGGGUGGCUUCUGUGGUGGUUUUGCCGUGUCGACACCUAUGCAUCUGUGCUCAGUGCAACACGCAUUUUCGGGCGUGUCCCGUUUGCCUCACCGUUAAAAAUUCAACCGUUCAAGUCUAUCUUUCUUAAUCUCAGUACCAAUUUACAUGCCUCUCCUUUGCAACCAAACACACCCAAAUCAGUAUCUCGAUAAACAAUAAUAGUAAUAAUAAUAAAAAGAAAAAAAAAAUCAAAUAUUUUAUUUAUUUUUUCUCUCA
Molecule: messenger RNA, 1588 nt
Organism: Vigna radiata var. radiata (mung bean)
Lineage: Eukaryota; Viridiplantae; Streptophyta; Magnoliopsida; Fabales; Fabaceae
Product: probable BOI-related E3 ubiquitin-protein ligase 2
Exons: 4
Coding region: 519-1460 (313 amino acids)
Molecular function (GO): ubiquitin-protein transferase activity
Source: RefSeq, a predicted model, not a curated record